This is a messenger RNA of Aspergillus calidoustus, 1890 nucleotides long. NCBI's taxonomy places the organism in Eukaryota, Fungi, Ascomycota, Eurotiomycetes, Eurotiales, Aspergillaceae. The record is from the annotation of a GenBank genome assembly.
AUGGCAUACAGUUCCUCAAGCGACGGGCUGGGUCCCCGCGAUUUGGAACACAAUGCAGGUCACCAGUUUCUCAUGAACGACUCGGUGCAGAGCUUCUCUUGGAAUGCGCUCACGGUUACGGUUAAGGACCGCAGAACGAAACAGCCUCGGAAUCUGAUUGAGAAUAUCAAUGGCGACGUUCAACAAGGCGAAUUGGUAGCCCUCAUGGGCCCGUCCGGCUGCGGCAAGACAACUCUACUCAACGUUCUUGCGCGACGUGCCGCUUCAUCUGGCGCCAAAACGACCGGGAACUGUCGAGUUAAUGGCGGCGAACUUGACAAUGCGACUUUCGGCCGGAUUACCUCGUAUGUUGAGCAGGAAGAUGCGCUGAUUGGGUCGUUGACGGUGAAGGAGACGUUGAAGUUUGCGGCCGAUCUGUCGUUGCCGGGUUUCGUGAGCAAGUCGGAGCGAGCGGAACGAAUCAAGACACUCCUCGAGGCCUUCGGUAUUCAAAACCAGGCGUCUACGCUGGUUGGCACUCCGAUCAGGAAGGGGAUUAGUGGUGGACAAAAGAGGCGGGUCAGUGUUGCGAGUCAGCUUAUCACAUGUCCCAAGAUUCUCUUUCUCGACGAGCCCACGAGCGGAUUGGAUUCGACGGCAAGCUAUGAAGUUAUCUCAUAUGUCAAGAAACUGGCGCGCGCGAAUAAGCUCAUUAUUAUCGCAAGUAUUCACCAGCCAUCCACGGCGACGUUCCAACUCUUCGACAAGCUUCUGCUUCUCUCCGGCGGCAAAACGUGCUACUUCGGCCCGGUCCGUGAGGUACCGUCCUAUUUCGGUAGCAUCGGAUAUCCAGUUCCGCUUCAGACGAACCCUGCCGAGUUUAUUCUCGACAUGGUCAGCUCCGACUUUGCAGCGGAUAAGCCGUCGGCGCAGGAUGAUGUGGCGAAGAUUCAGGCGGCAUGGGCACAAUCUUCCGAAAAAGGUCGGGUGGCACAGCAGAGCGCAGAGCUUGCCGAGCAUGGCAGCAAAAAGGUUACGGUGGAUGAGGCCAGCCAUCCUGGUUUGUUCAGCAUUACCUUUUCUCUGUUGCACCGCUUGUUCAUCAAAAGUUAUCGGGAUGUCGUAGCCUAUGGCAUUCGCAUCGUUAUGUAUAUGGGCCUGGCGAUCAUGAUGGGGACGGUAUGGCUGCGCUUGAAGACGGAUCAGGAACAUAUCCAACCGUUCAUCAAUGCGAUUUUCUUCGGCUCGGCAUUCAUGAGCUUCAUGGCAGUCGCCUACGUCCCAGCCUUCCUCGAAGACCGAGCAACAUUCACCAAAGAGCGCGCAAACGGUCUCUACGGCGCGCUCCCCUUCAUUAUCUCCAACUUUAUCAUCGGCCUUCCGUUCCUCUUCCUAAUAUCCAUCCUCUUCUCCGUGGUCUCCUACUGGCUCUCCAACUUCCGGCCUACUGCGCCCGCCUUCUUCAGCUGGGUAAUGUGGCUCUUCCUCGACCUCCUCGCGGCCGAAUCCCUCGUCGUCUUCGUCACCUCCAUCUUCCCAAACUUCGUCAUCGCCCUCGCCCUUGUCGCCUUUGCAAACGGCCUCUGGAUGAGCGUCGGCGGCUUCCUCGUCUCCCCGACGAUCCUCAACCCAUUCUGGAAAUACGUCUUCCACUACAUCGAUUACCAGGCGUAUGUCUUCCAGGGUAUGAUGGUCAACGAGUUUGACGAUCGUGUUUUCAACUGUGACGCGGGUUGUAAUUGUAUGUACCAGACAGAUUUGGCGGACCAGUGCCAGAUUCGUGGAACGGGGGUGCUGCAAUCGUAUGGGUAUGCCACGGGUAGGACGGGGAAGUGGGUCGGCAUUUUAAUUGGGAUCAUUGCGGUUUAUAGACUUUUUGGGUAUAUUGCCUUGGUGUUGAGGAGGAGUUAG